Molecule: messenger RNA, 1098 nt
Organism: Nyctereutes procyonoides (raccoon dog)
Lineage: Eukaryota; Metazoa; Chordata; Mammalia; Carnivora; Canidae
Gene: NKX2-3
Product: NK2 homeobox 3
Exons: 2
Coding region: 1-1098 (365 amino acids)
Biological process (GO): regulation of transcription by RNA polymerase II; cell differentiation
Cellular component (GO): nucleus
Molecular function (GO): RNA polymerase II cis-regulatory region sequence-specific DNA binding; DNA-binding transcription factor activity, RNA polymerase II-specific
Source: RefSeq, a predicted model, not a curated record
AUGAUGUUACCAAGCCCGGUCACCUCCACCCCUUUCUCAGUCAAAGACAUUUUGAAUCUGGAGCAGCAGCAGCAGCACUUCCACGGCGCGCACUUACAGGCGGACUUGGAGCACCACUUUCACUCGGCGCCGUGCAUGCUGGCGGCCGCCGAGGGGACGCAAUUUUCUGACGGAGGAGAGGAGGACGAGGAGGAAGAGGGAGAGAAACUGUCCUAUUUGAACUCACUAGCCACAGCCGACGGCCACGGGGGUUCGGGGCUCUGUCCCCAGAGCUAUGUCCACACAGUCCUGCGAGACUCGUGUGGCGGGCCUAAGGAACACGAAGAGGAGCCCGAGGUCGUGAGGGACCGGAGCCAAAAAAGCUGCCAGCUGAAGAAGCCCCUGGAGGCGGCCGGAGACUGCAAGGCGGCGGAGGAGAGUGAGAGGCCUAAGCCACGAAGCCGCCGGAAGCCCCGCGUCCUCUUCUCGCAAGCCCAAGUCUUCGAGCUGGAACGCAGGUUCAAGCAGCAGCGGUACCUGUCGGCGCCCGAGCGCGAGCACCUUGCCAGCAGCCUGAAGCUCACGUCCACGCAGGUCAAGAUCUGGUUCCAGAAUCGCAGGUACAAGUGCAAGAGGCAGCGGCAGGACAAGUCCCUGGAGCUGGGCGCACACGCGCCCCCGCCGCCGCCGCGCCGCGUGGCGGUGCCGGUGCUGGUGCGGGACGGCAAGCCGUGCGUCACGCCGGGCGCGCAAGCCUACGGCGCGCCCUACAGCGUGGGCGCGGGCGCCUACUCCUACAACGGCUUCCCCGCCUACGGCUACGGGAACUCGGCCGCCGCCGCCGCUGCCGCCGCCGCGGCCGCCGCCGCCGCCGCGGCCUACAGCGGCAGCUACGGCUGUGCGUACCCGGCAGGCGGCGGCGGCGGCGGGGGCGGCGGGGCCUCAGCGGCGGCCGCGGCCAUGCAGCCCGCCUGCAGCGCGGCCGGAGGCGGCCCCUUUGUGAACGUGAGCAACCUGGGCGGCUUCGGCGGCGGCGGCGGCGCACAGCCGUUGCACCAGGGUCCCGCGGCCGGGGCUGCGUGCGCGCAGGGCACCUUGCAGGGCAUCCGGGCCUGGUAG